Trichoderma aggressivum f. europaeum is the source of this 765-nucleotide messenger RNA. RefSeq lists its product as uncharacterized. Gene Ontology annotation, biological process: vesicle-mediated transport. NCBI's taxonomy places the organism in Eukaryota, Fungi, Ascomycota, Sordariomycetes, Hypocreales, Hypocreaceae. Gene Ontology annotation, cellular component: Golgi apparatus. Gene Ontology annotation, molecular function: GTP binding; GTPase activity. The record is from RefSeq and is a predicted model, not a curated record. The transcript has a single exon. The coding region runs from base 1 to 765 and encodes 254 amino acids.
AUGUCCUCAUCAGCUCCGUGGGACUACAUCGCCAAGCUAGUCUGCAUCGGCGACUCAGGAUGCGGCAAAUCUAGUCUCACCAUCCGCCUCUGCGAAGGCCGCUUCUCCGCGCAUCACGACGUCACAAUCGGCGUCGAAUUCGGCUCCCGCAUCGUGCCCGUCGGCCCUCCUCACACGCCCGCCGGCCCCAUCCCCUCCCUGUCCUCUCCAGACGAACCGUCGUCCCCCGCCGGCCUUCCGGAACCCCGGCGCGACACCAGCGGCAUCCCCCAGAAGCAUAUGAAGCUCAGUCUGUGGGACACGGCCGGCCAAGAGACGUACAAGUCCGUCACGAGAUCAUACUUCCGCGGCGCGAGCGGUGCGCUGCUCGUCUUCGACCUGUCGCGCAAGGCCACCUUUCAGCACGUUACCGACUGGCUCAACGACCUCCGCCAGAUUGCUGAGCCGGACAUUGUCAUUGUCCUGGUCGGCAACAAGGCCGAUCUGACGCAGCAGGAGGACAACAAGCGAGAGGUCACGCGCGAGGAGGCCGAAGAGUGGGCCAGGCGCAAUGGCAUCCUUGAAUACGUCGAGACGAGCGCCAAGAGCGGCGAGAACGUCGAGAAGGCCUUUAUGAGGGUCGCCGAGAGGAUAUACCAGAACAUCCAGGCCGGCAAGUACAAUCUGAACGACAGGAGGUCUGGCGUCAAGGGGCCCGGCGCUGGCGGAAACCGGCAAGUGAAAUUAUCUACCGACGCCGCUAAAUCAGGUGGUGGAUGUUGCUGA